AUGGCGUCACUUACCGUUGUUUGCGUCUCCGGACCGAGCCUGUGUGGUCGUGAUCUCAUCCAGGCGCUGAACAACGAAGGGGAUGCGGUUUUGAGCGUGUCCAGCUUUAAGGAGCAAGGGCUCAACUUGCAAGCGAUCCUGUGUGAGUACGAGAACAUGUUUGCACCUGAACUGGGUCUGUUCAAGGUUCCGCCCGCUCAUCUAUACAUGGAGGAGGAUGCGGUUCCAAAGUUCUUCAAAACCAGGCCACUUCCAUAUGCAAUGCUAGAAAAGGUUUCUAACGAGCUGGACAGGCUUGCUAAAUCCGGAGUCCUGUCCCCGGUGGCUCACUCAGAGUGGGCGGCGCCGAUAGUUCCGGUAAUGAAGAAAGACGGAGCAGUUCGAUUGUGUGGCGAUUACAAGGUAACGGUAAAUGCCGGCUGUGUGACGGAGCAGUACCCACUCCCGGUAAUCAAUGACCUUUUUGCUGCACUACACGAGGGUGGCGUUUACAGCACAUUGGACCUUCGAGACGCCUACAACCAGGUUCCCCUGAAUGAGCAGUCUAAGAAGCUGAAGGUCAUUAACACACAUCGGGAAUUAUUCUGCUUUCUUCGCCUGCCAUUUGGUGUGUCUUCUGCCCCAGCUAUCUUUCAGCGAAUAAUGGACAGCGUCCUGAACGGUUUGCCGGGAGUCCAGGCGUACUUGGACGAGGUUCUCGUUGCGGAAAAGGGGAAUGACGGCGGAAAGAACGUCAAGGCAGUUCUCCAGCGCUUUCAAGAGUACAGCGUCAAGCUAAGGAAGGAGAAGUGCACCUUCAGGAUGCCUGAGGUUUCGUAUCUCGGCCACAAGAUCAGUACUGGAUGGCUGCAACCUCUGGAGAAGAACAUGGAUGCUAUCAUAAAGGCGCCAACACCCAAGAACGUGAGCGAACUGUGUUCGUACUCGGGUCUUCUCACGUAUAACAGCAAGUUCCUUCCCAAUAUGGCCAGUCUGCUAUCACCGCUCUACGAUUUGCUAACCAAAUAA
Molecule: messenger RNA, 1008 nt
Organism: Dermacentor albipictus
Lineage: Eukaryota; Metazoa; Arthropoda; Arachnida; Ixodida; Ixodidae
Source: RefSeq, a predicted model, not a curated record